AAAAAAAAGGAAACGAACACAAACUUUUUUGAUUUCUUUUUCUUGCUGACUUUGACCAAGUCACAAAACCAUCCUGAUUCAAUGGGUUCUACGAGUUUAGUGCAUAUAAAUGCCAUAGUAUAAAAGUACUUAUAGUUAUUACAAUGUUGAAUUCAAUUAUUUAUAUUCAAUUGACCUUGGAAUAACCCGAGUGUAUUAGUAAAAUCUAGUCUUAUUUUCUCUUAUUCAAGUUUCUGUUGACAAGUCUACUUGUAUCACGUGUUUCAGCAAUAAACCAAGGUUGUGCACUCUUCUUUUUUAUAAAUAAUCUCUCACUUUGUGUUAUGGUGUCUAGUUCAUUCAUCAAAAGGUUUCGAAAGUUAGACGCAUAUGCAAAGACACUAGACGAUUUUAGAGUUCGUACGGCUACAGGAGGAACUGUUACUAUCAUCUGUGGCAUCACCAUCCUAUUGCUCAUGUUGUUUGAAACAGCAAGAUACCUAACACCUGUAAUGAAACCAGAAAUCCUUGUUGAUGGUGGAAAGAUGGAAAAACUGCCUAUUAAAUUUGAUAUCACGUUUCCUCACCUUCCUUGUUACAUGCUUAGUUUGGACAUCAUGGACGAAAGUGGAGAGCAUGUUGCUGAUUAUGAUCAUGAUGUUUAUAAGGAAAGGUUAGAUCCCGAGGGCAAGGUUAUCCUAACUGAAAAAUCAAACGAUUUAAGCAACAAUGCAGCCAAAAAAGCAAGACAACAUAGUCCUGAAGUGCCCGACAACUACUGUGGACCUUGUUACGGUGCCAAACCGCAAGAGGAAUGCUGUAACUCAUGUGAAGAAGUACAACGCGCUUAUGCUGAUGUAGGCUGGAACACAGACCCAGAUAAGUUUGAACAGUGUAUUCGAGAAGGUUGGAAAGAAAAGGCACAGGCUCAAGCAAAGGAAGGCUGUCGAAUGCAUGGAACUAUAUCAGUCAACAAGAUUCGUGGCAACUUCCAUUUCUCUGCUGGUAAAGCAUUCAGUCAAGGUGGAUCACAUAUUCAUGAUAUGAGCCAAUUCCUGCACAAUGAUCAAAACCAAAACUUUAUGCAUUUCAUUAAACAUUUACAGUUUGGUCAGCACGAAUAUCAUUCAGAAAAGCAAAAGCGAACGAAAUCAAGCGAAUUGAUUCACCCACUUGAGAAUACGAAAUGGGGAUCUGCCAAUACCGCAAUGAUGUAUCAAUACUUUUUGAAGAUUGUACCAACAGAAUUCCACUUUUUGAACAAAAAGAGGAUCAGAACAUUCCAAUAUUCUGUUAGCAAACAAGAUCAUGUAGUCAAUUAUUUUGGAGGACUUCCUGGAGUCUUCUUUAUGCUAGAUCAUUCACCUAUGCGAAUCAUCUACUCAGAAACAAAGAUGUCUUUGGCAACUUACUUGACAAACAUAUGCGCUAUCAUUGGCGGCAUUUUUACCGUAGCCAGCGUUAUUGAUGGAAUUUUAUAUAGAGCCGAAAGGAUGUCAAAACAAAGGAAGAGCAUGUAAAUAAAUUAACCAAAGUGUGACAAUGGUCAAAUUGUGUGCGAUUUUACCCGCAACAUUCGGAAGCUAGAAAAUAGAUAGGUUAGAAUCCUUUUUGAUCCGAAAAAAAAAGGGGGAAGUGGAUAAAGGAAAGACAGAGGGAGGCCUAUACUCUCUAUUGAAUGAGUAUAGUAACAGGCCUUUUCCAUCAUGUUUUCUCAUUGUAUUUAUCAAGAAUGAUGUUGAUCUUUGUGGGGU
Molecule: messenger RNA, 1733 nt
Organism: Rhizopus microsporus ATCC 52813
Lineage: Eukaryota; Fungi; Mucoromycota; Mucoromycetes; Mucorales; Rhizopodaceae
Product: endoplasmic reticulum-golgi intermediate compartment protein 3
Exons: 7
Coding region: 324-1499 (391 amino acids)
Biological process (GO): retrograde vesicle-mediated transport, Golgi to endoplasmic reticulum; endoplasmic reticulum to Golgi vesicle-mediated transport
Cellular component (GO): endoplasmic reticulum membrane; COPII-coated ER to Golgi transport vesicle; Golgi membrane
Source: RefSeq, a predicted model, not a curated record